Spizellomyces punctatus DAOM BR117 is the source of this 753-nucleotide messenger RNA. RefSeq lists its product as uncharacterized. The transcript has 4 exons. Gene Ontology annotation, biological process: ribosomal large subunit assembly. Gene Ontology annotation, cellular component: nucleolus. The coding region runs from base 1 to 753 and encodes 250 amino acids. The record is from RefSeq and is a predicted model, not a curated record. Lineage: Eukaryota; Fungi; Chytridiomycota; Chytridiomycetes; Spizellomycetales; Spizellomycetaceae. Gene Ontology annotation, molecular function: protein binding.
AUGUCCGUUCAGGAUUUUGAACCCAUUUUGAAGUCAACAUGCCACUAUUCUGCAGUAAAUGAUAUCGCAUUCCCAGAGGACUCGUCAGACGUCUUUGCUACAGCAUCUGACACCGAUAUCCGUAUUUGGAACGCACAUACCUCUCAAGAGCUGUUGCGAAUUGCGGUGCCUAAUUUAGAGUGCAAAUGCAUCACGUUCAAAAAGGAUGGUUCCAGCUUGAUUAGUGGCUGGAACGAUGGCAAGAUCCGAGCCUUUGGGCCCCAAACUGGCCGCCUUCAAUACGAAAUCACCGAUGCCCACAAAAAGGGUGUCACCGCUCUAGCAGUUACGUCUCCCACCAGCCCACAUUCCCCAGCCUUCCGCAUCGUCUCGGGUGGUUCAGAUGGUCAAAUCCGAAUCUGGUCGAUAACACCUACCCAUCAAACCCUUCUCGAAACCCUUAAAGAGCACAAGGGAACGAUUACGGCCAUCAAACUCCGUAAAAACAAUCUGGAAUGUGUAUCGAGUUCGGCGGAUGGCAGUUGCAUUGUGUGGGACUUGUUGCGCUUUGUGAGAAAUCAGGUUUUGUUUGCUCCGAGCUUUUUUAAGAGCGUUUGUUAUUACCCGGACGAGAGUCAAGUUUUGACCAGUGGGACAGAUCGCAAGCGUAUUGGGAAACCUACGAUGGUACUCUCAUCCGCGAACUUGAAGCCUCCCAAUCCGACACCAUCAAUGGCCUCGACAUCUCCUCCGACGGACAACACUUUGUCAUAG